This is a messenger RNA of Gopherus flavomarginatus (Mexican gopher tortoise), 1847 nucleotides long. RefSeq names its product FIC domain protein adenylyltransferase (gene FICD). Gene Ontology annotation, molecular function: protein binding. The transcript is spliced from 3 exons. The record is from RefSeq and is a predicted model, not a curated record. NCBI's taxonomy places the organism in Eukaryota, Metazoa, Chordata, Testudines, Testudinidae. The coding region runs from base 404 to 1837 and encodes 477 amino acids.
UACCGGCGGCAGCUGCUGCCAGCCCACCACUGAGAUGCUGCCGCCGCGGCACCCAGCCGCUAGGCGGCUUGUCGCCCCUGGCUUUUAAAUAGCAGCUCCCGCCUUCACGAUCGAGCAGCCUUCUCAUUGGCUACUAGAGCUGAGAUUGGCGUCAGAGCCCAGCCUAUCGUUGCUGUCCACGAGCCUCUCCGGCGCCGCAGACGUGGAGCUGAACGGGAAACACCGCCGGAAGAGAGGGCGGGGCUAGGGGAGACGGAUAGGCCGGGAGGCCAAUGAGAAGGGGAGGCCGGGAGCGGAGUAGCCAAUGGUGGUGAGCGGGGGUGAGGCAGGGCGGAGUGCGGAGACGAGCCCGGGUCGGGUGCGAUCAGGAGCCGGCAGCCGAUGAGGCUUCGGGAAGGCCCGGAUGGCGCGGGGUCUGACCCAUGAGAAAGGAGAUGCUCCUUGUGUCCACCCCUGGGACCAGAUGAAUCUCUUGUCGAUGGCUGUAGUGGCGGAUCCUGAGCUGAAAUGGAUGAGUCUGUGGCUCCGUGUCAGAUGGGCAGCAGUGCUAAUGGUCCUGGUGGGCUCUCUGUUGAUGCUGUUGCUCCCACUGGCUGCAGUAGAAGAGCAGUGUCAGGCAGUGCUCAAAGGACUCUCCUUCCUGAAAAAUAAAUUGGGAGUAGGCUAUGUAGGGAUUACCAGGUACACAGGGCAGACAACUGGACUCAGUGUGACUUCAGGUAGAUUAGAGCUGAUGGUGCUGAAAUCCAAAUCCUCCCCAGAAAUCAAAUUAGAAGCCAAAGCAGCUUUGAAUCAAGCCCUUGAAAUGAAACGGCAGGGGAAGCGUGAGAAAGCCCAUAAACUCUUCAUGUACGCCCUCAAGAUGGAUCCAGAUUAUGUGGAUGCUCUGAAUGAGUUUGGCAUCUUUUCUGAAGAGGAGAAAGACAUCAUUCAAGCAGACUACUUGUACUCCAAAGCACUGACCAUUUCUCCUUGUCAUGAAAAAGCUCUGAUCAAUCGGGACCGAACUCUGCCCCUGGUUGAAGAGAUAGACCAGAGAUACUUUAGCAUUAUUGACAGCAAAGUUAAAAAAGUGAUGUCAAUCCCCAAAGGCAAUUCAGCCCUGCGUCGAGUGAUGGAAGAGUCCUAUUACCACCAUAUUUAUCACACAGUUGCCAUUGAAGGGAACACAUUAACACUCUCUGAAAUCCGGCACAUCAUUGAGACCAGAUAUGCUGUUCCUGGGAAAAGUCUGGUGGAGCAGAAUGAAGUCAUUGGUAUGCAUGCUGCUAUGAAAUAUGUAAAUACCACCCUGGUAUCCCGAAUAGGCACUGUAACCACCAGCGACAUUUUGGAGAUACACAGGAGAGUGCUGGGCUAUGUGGACCCGGUGGAAGCUGGGAGGUUUAGGACUACCCAGGUGUUUGUAGGACAUCAUAUCCCACCCCAUCCUCAAGAUGUUGAAAAACAGAUGCAGGAGUUUGUACAGUGGAUCAACUCCGAAGAUGCCAUGAGCUUACACCCUGUGGAAUUUGCUGCCUUAGCCCAUUAUAAACUGGUCUAUAUACACCCAUUUGUAGAUGGCAAUGGAAGGACUUCACGCCUAUUAAUGAAUCUCAUACUAAUGCAGGCAGGCUAUCCACCCAUCACAAUCCGUAAGGAGCAAAGGGCAGAGUAUUAUCAUGUCUUAGAAGCAGCCAAUGAAGGAGAUGUGAGACCUUUCAUACGCUUCAUUGCAAAAUGUACUGAGACCACUUUAGAUAUGCUGCUUAUUGCCACAACAGAAUAUUCAGUUGGUUUACCUGAGGCUGAUGGCAGCACUGCUCGAUACAAGCAAACUAUUCCAGUCAAAACUUGAAUGUUAUGAU